Messenger RNA from Brassica napus (rape), 2717 nucleotides. Its product is annotated as protein LNK1. The record is from RefSeq and is a predicted model, not a curated record. Lineage: Eukaryota; Viridiplantae; Streptophyta; Magnoliopsida; Brassicales; Brassicaceae. Gene Ontology annotation, biological process: regulation of DNA-templated transcription; circadian rhythm.
AUGCCAUAUUCUAAAUUGCUAGAGGAUGAUGGUAUAGUGCCAGACUUGGUGUAUGAGGAGGGUGGAAGCCAGUUUCCAGUUAUAGUUAGUAGCAAGAACAAACAAAUACAUGAAGAUAUGAGUAGUGGAACUAACCGCUUAAAGAGUAAUACUUUUAUCAAGAGAGAGGGCGAUAUGUUAGGAAGAAAUCCCUGGCCUGAGAAAAAGAGUUCUGGUGAUGCGGGAUCAGGGGAAGAUGAUCAGGAUAUGGCGUGGGAAGAUACAAAGAUCUCAGAUCAUGGUUUCACUGCAACACAUGAUGGUGUAUGCAAUAACCUUUCCCUCAAUAAUAAUAUUCUGGAUGAUGGAGAUAAAGAAAGCGAUGAUUUCCUCUAUGGCUGGGGCCACACUGGGAAUUUUGAAGAUAUGGACAACAUGCUUAGGAGCUGUGAUUCAACUUUCGGCUUGGACAGUCUUAGUAAUGAAGAUGGUUUGGGAUGGUUCUCUUCUGCUCAGCCAAAUGAGGAUACAGAAGCCGCGAUGACAGAUGAUAUCAAACCAGAUACAAUGUUGGGAAAUCAAAGAACCCUUAUGUUGCAGGUUGAAGACUUUUUGAAUAACAGUGAGUGCUACCAUGGUGUUGAAGAUCUUUUAAACAACAGUGAGUGCAACCGUGCUCUAGGAAACUCUUCAGAAAAUGUAUAUGAUACGAGUUUGCAGAAGAAGGAUAUGUUGAUGCUGGUUGAUGAGGCUAAUCUUGGGAAGAAACAGACAGAUCAUCUUCACCAUUUGGAUGGGAAAAGUGAUGGAUACUCGGAAAACAGUUUUACAUUACAACACAGUGGUAUUUCCAGUGAAAGAAUGGACGCAAAUCAGUAUUACCCACCAUCCGUAUUCCAAAAACCAGGUGUUCCGUACUCAGAUUUCAAUUGUGAUCAAAUAUCAGCAUGUGAAAGUAAUUCUGGCAUCAAAUCUGAGAUUAAACCCAAUCCUUCCUCUGCUUCAGAUGAGUCAUACACAUCUAAUCAGGAACAAUCUAUCGAAAUCUUACAAGGUCCAACCAUUGAUGAUCGGUGUAGGAAGGGCUUUGAAAAAGGAGCCAACUUGCAGCCCGGGCAAGAUUCGCCUCCUUCUUUUGCUGCCAGUACCAGGAAGAGUAGCAAGACAAAUCCCAUGGUGUUUUCUGAUUCUGCUCCUAUCCAAAAAUUUGGGCUUGAGGAUGACCACAGAAAAGCUGCAGCCAAAUUGGAACCAGCAAACAGGCAGGAAAGUUCUUGUGUUAGCUCUCUAGUGGAUGACAUUUCACUGGAAGCAACAAGUUUUCGCCAACUUCAACAAGUCAUAGAACAGUUGGAUGUUAGGACAAAGCUUUGCAUAAGAGACAGCUUAUACCGACUGGGAAAAAGCGCGGAGCAGAGACAUAUUUGUAUGAAUCCAAAUGGCGGAAACAGACGGGUCAAAGAUGCAGGGUCGCAUCUCGAGACAGGUGAAACAGACAAGUAUGUUGGAUUCAUGGAUAUAGAAGCUGAUACAAACCCUAUAGACAGGUCCAUAGCUCAUUUGCUGUUUCACAGACCCUCAGACUCAUCUCUUUAGUCAGAUCAUGACGUUCUCUCUUAUAAAUCUCAUCCAGUGGUUCCUCAGCCCAAUAGUAGUCCGAGUCUGAGGAUAGAGAAACAAGAGGAAACUCGGAGAACUUAGAACCGAAAGCAAGUGACAACAGAUAAUGAUGUCAACCGAAAGCUGGCUCUUUCAGUGUUGUAGUAUUCGAGAUAUGGUUGUUAAUACUAAUGUUGACUUUGGCAUAGCUCAGGUUAGUUACCUAAGCCAUGACUGUUUCUUUCAUUAGAAUCAUGGAUUUUGUAACGCAGUUGGGAUAAUCUCCUAGUUUUAGAUUCCGGUUCGAAUUUGAUUGUACACUUGGUUAUUCGAACCGGGUCUGAAACAUGCAUGUGCUUUGCCGUUGUAAUAUGUUCAAGUUGCUAAGUAAGAUAUUCAGACCUUAGGAGAUCUGCAGCUUCUUCUUCUCUCAUGUAUUCACACUAGUUGAGGUUUUGCUUCCAUGACUUCACCUGUAAACCAGCUGAAACCGUGAAUGUCUAAACUGGAGAUAACCAUAGUUCCAAUAAGCAGAACCGUGAAAACCAAGAAAAGAGAUAACAUUUGAUAAGGACUUCACAUAAGCUUGUAGGUCUGGCCAAUUUACUCUUUUUUAUAGCAUGUAAUACGAACAUGAGCUUUUAAAAGCCCAUAGUUUUUCACAUAAGCUUGUAAGUAUGGCCCAUUUAUGCUUUAUAUAAAUUUAUUACUCAGUUAACUAAAACUAGGUUUUUAGCAAACUCGACGACUUUUCACGUAGCUUCUUGAGCACCCGCCGCUUCCGUCAACAGAAUGGAUUCUCAGAUCAAGCACGCCGUGGUUGUUAAAGUGAUGGGGAGAACAGGUUCGCGUGGUCAGGUGACUCAGGUAAGAGUGAAGUUCACAGACUCGGACCGUUUUAUCAUGAGGAAUGUGAAAGGACCGGUGAGGGAAGGAGACAUCCUCACUCUCCUCGAGUCCGAGAGAGAAGCCAGAAGACUCCGUUGAUUCUUAUGCAAAGUCUUCUCAAGAUUUAACAUUUUGAUGGUCAUUUCUCUUUUUGUUUUUCUCUAAGAAAACUGCUAUGUGUUAAUUAGUCUUUAUUGUUCAGACAAUGUUUGAAGAAUUUUUAAGACUAAACAUAUGUGCCAUUAUUAUCA